UUCUCGUUGGUUUCCUUCGAACGCUGAAAAGGAAAAUGCAUAUGAAAACAGCCACACGACACCGUUUGGUGGUGGCUUUUGCUGAUAAAAUUGGAUUUGGGUCGGGUCGAGUAUGCGUCUGGGUUAGACGGGCCUUCCCCGAACGACAAUUCGUUUUAUAUCCAACAGGUGGCGACAUUCAGUUAUUAAAGGACGUGUCGUUGGUAUCCCUAACAUCAUGUAAACGACAUUAUUCUCGCUCCACCUCCGCUUUUAUCAGAAAACAAAAGGCAUCAGGGCUUUGUAAGCUGCUUCUCGACAUGAUGCGCACGUUAGCAGCUCAGCUCAACACUUAUCUGUCUCGAAGCAAAUCGCCAAAUGUUCAAUCUCGCAAUUUCUCAUCUUUCAACAGAAGCAGAGAUGAGCUCUCCAUUGAAGAGGAAGCUGAAAGGAAGAUUGGAUGGUUACUGAAAUUCUUCUUUGCUGGGACUGCUACUUUUGUUGCAUACCAGUUCUUUCCAUACAUGGGAGAUAAUUUGGUGCAGCAGUCAAUUUCGCUGUUGCAAGUCAAGGAUCCCUUUUUUAAAAGAACCGGUGCUUCUAGAUUAGCCCGUUUUGCAGUUGAUGAUGAAAGAAGGAAGAAAAUUGUGGAGUUGGGUGGGGCUCAAGAGUUGGUAAACAUGUUGGAGGAUGCCAAAGAAGACAGCACUCGCAUAUCAGCUCUAAAGGCCCUUGCUGCACUUUCACACUCAGAUGAGGCUGUUGGAGCAUUGCACCAUGCUGGGGCUUUUUCAGUAAUUAAGUCUACCCCAGAUUCGUUGGAGGAAUCAGAAAUAAAAAAUUACAAAUCAAGCCUGCUAAAGAGAUUACAAGAUCUAAGAUAUGAUAGUUGAUAUUUUGUGGUUAAGGUAUAACCCUUACGAUUGUAGCUGGAAGUACAAUGAGAUCAAGAAGUCAUGUUAGCAUGUAAGGAUGAUCUCUAUCUCACAAAGAGAGAGUUUUGGCAAUUUUAAUAAAAACAAGUUCAAAUUUUGCUUUA
Messenger RNA from Hevea brasiliensis (rubber tree), 1018 nucleotides. RefSeq lists its product as uncharacterized. The record is from RefSeq and is a predicted model, not a curated record. The transcript has 6 exons. The coding region runs from base 36 to 872 and encodes 278 amino acids. NCBI's taxonomy places the organism in Eukaryota, Viridiplantae, Streptophyta, Magnoliopsida, Malpighiales, Euphorbiaceae.